Perca fluviatilis (European perch) is the source of this 3560-nucleotide messenger RNA. It is a transcript of the gene tcp11l1, whose product is annotated as t-complex 11, testis-specific-like 1. Bases 342 to 1850 code for a protein of 502 amino acids. NCBI's taxonomy places the organism in Eukaryota, Metazoa, Chordata, Actinopteri, Perciformes, Percidae. Gene Ontology annotation, biological process: signal transduction. The record is from RefSeq and is a predicted model, not a curated record. The transcript is spliced from 10 exons.
ACGUCGACACGUGUAUCUGGUGCAAUCUAGCAUCUGAGGCGGCGACCCAUUAGAGGAAGGCUGCGAUGUCAGUAAGCUAGCGUUUCUAGUACGAAACAAGGCCUUUCUUCUGUUGAAAACGGUGUAUGGCAGUGGUGAAGUAGUGAAUACAUUUGUGACAGUGACCAUUUUUGCUUUGGCCGUGUUAUAAAGGAAUAACGUUAGCUGCGUCAUAAGGCUUUGUUGUUAUUAUUGGUGUUGUUUAACCCAGACCACAGCUAACGGUAGAUACAUUUAGCAUCACAGCUAACGUUAACCCAUCUCUUUCCUCGGGACUCCCGACUAACUUACAAGACCUUAACAUGCCAAAAGAGGGAGACCACCUCGAGAGUGGAGGAGACCAGUCGAAGGAGGAGAGGACACAGGAUGCUUCUGAGGAGACCGUGAGGAAGAGGGUCCGAGCAAAUACUCCGAGCCCACACAGGGGAAACACUCCUCAAGCCAGCCCCUCCAGAUUUGUCUCUGUGGAGGAGCUGAUGGAGACAGCUAAAGGAGUCACCAACAUGGCUUUGGCUCAUGAAAUAAUGGUCAACGAUGCUUUUCAAGUCAAACCUGCAGAGCUUCCUGAAGGGAGUUUGGAACGCAAAGUGAAGGAGAUUGUGCACAAAGCAUUCUGGGAUUGUUUGGAGGCUCAGUUGAAGGAGAAUCCGCCAACGUAUGAACAUUCCAUCAAACUGCUGGCUGAGAUCAAAGAGACACUGCUAUCUUUCUUGCUGCCUGGCCACGGUCGUCUGCGCUCCCGUAUCGAUGAGGUUCUGGAUCUGCCUCUAAUCCAGCAGCAGGCUGAGAAUGGAGCGCUUGACAUCAGUCAGCUGUCCCACUUCAUUGUUGGGAUGAUGGGCUCGUUGUGCGCCCCCUGCAGAGAUGAGGACAUCGAUAAGCUGAAGCAAAUCACCGAUAUUGUGCCUCUGCUCAAGGCUAUAUUCUCUGUGCUGGACCUGAUGAAGGUGGACAUGGCUAACUUUGCCCUGACCAGCAUCAGACCUCAUCUGAUGCAACAAUCGGUUGAGUUUGAGAGGAGCAAGUUCCAAGAGUUUCUGGAGAAACACCCCAAUGCCUUAGACUACACUGAGAAGUGGCUUGAGGACGCAGUGAGAUGCCUGAGAGAGGCCGGGGCGGAUGGAUCUAGUGCUGCCACAUCUGACCCUCCCUUACUCCUCCCCGUUAAUGUCCAUAAUCAUGCCUAUCUACGCCUGCUGAGGUGGGACCACUCCUCAGACCCCUUCCCAGAGACAGUAUUGAUGGAUCAAGUUCGGUUUCAGGAGAUGCAUCAUGAGGCUGAGCAAUUAGUCCUGCUCUCCUCUGUGCUCCUCAUCAUCUACACUACAACAGGGGAGGCUAUCUCAGGCCUGCCAGGGCUGAUGGAGACUCUUAAAAGCACUGUUAAUGUCCUGCUUGCAGAUAUGCACACACCGUCUUUUAGUGAACAGGAGGCCUUAGCGACCAUAGGAGAGAAACUGUGUGUUGAGCUGAGUCAGUGUCUAAGCCAACAUGGCUACUCUCCAUUGUCAGCCGACCGAAAGAGCACUCUGAGGGGACAAAUCUCUGCUACCAUCCAGCCAGACAACACAAUCCGCAAACUGAUGGAGUCUCGGGUCCAGAACUAUCUCCUGGCUUCGCUGGAGUCCAGUCAACAUAAGACCCCUCCUCCUCUCCCAGGAGGUCUGGCUCCAGUCAGCAGGGAGCUGAAGGAGCUUGCUGUUCGCUUCAGUCGCCUCAUCAAUUUCAACAAGCUGGUCUUCUCCCCUUUCUACCAAAAGAUUCUUCAUAAAAUACUGACCAUAGAGGAAAGUCCCAGCACAGAAACAUAAACACUGAAAUUAAGUAAGAGUGAUGUGGAGAGUGGUCUGUAGUUUUGCAAUUUCCCCUCACUAGUAACGGUUAAGAUUUAGAGCAACGAGUUGAGGAAGCUGAUCUGUAUUCAGCGGACAAAGCCAGUUCCCAAGAGCAUGCACCUUUAAACCAACAUAAUCAGAAAACGCUGGCUACCAAAUCAGUUGCAUUAAAUCACAGUGUUGCUUGUAAGGAUGGGACGACAUGCUUUUGUCCCGAUUCGAUUCUGUCAUGAUUAGAGCUGUUGGAACGAAUUCCGAAAGUCGAAUAUAAUUCGAAUAGUAAAAAAAAUCAAUACUAUUUGAAUGCUGAAAUUACUAUUUGAAUGUGAUUUUUAUUUUUUAUAUAUAUAUAAAUAGGUUGGCUAACGUUUGCUAAUCUCCCUCUUCUCAUGUCACGUCUAAUGAACAAAUUACGGGAGUGAGAAACACAAGGCAUUGUGAGCUUAUGUUACGUACCGAGUAACGUUUGUACAGGGGGGAUUGACAGGAAAUCGGAAGAUGGAUGGGAGAUAGUUUUAACAUGACUUUAAAAUCGACAUCCAUCAAGCCAAAAUGCUUACGUUAUCAAUAGUUAGCUCGUUCUGGUUUCCUAACUGCGUCGUGAGUUAUAGGAGCUUAGCUGGGAGCUUCAUGGAGACAGCUAAAGUUAAUGUUAGCUUCCCUACAGCUGUCAGAGUUAGCUUCGACUUAUAUUACCUUCUAACAGCUGUAUUCUCAGUAACGUGAAAAUCUGCAAGAAACGGGUUGCUUUUAAAUCACUAAAAUAGUAGUGGCAGCACCGUUUGGCUUAGAUAUCAAUGCCGUUAGCAUCGUGGCUAACACUAUUGUUACUUAGUUUAAGACAAAUCGCUUAGGCUGUGCUUUCUAACAUGAUGUCCUUGUGCUAACCGAGCAAUGUUAGCCUUUACAACAGAGCCGCUUCAAUACACUUGUUAGAUAAUGUUUCAUUACAGAGUUUUCUGUUGAUUUGUGUUUGUUGCUGUGUGCGUGGUGGAAAAUAAUGUAAACAGAGAGUGGCGUGCCAAACAUGCAAUGCGCCAUGACGUAGAUCCCCUUCAAGUCCAGGCUGAUGUUGGUAGUCCCUCUAGUGGACAGAACGUGUAACAACAACCACAUGCUUUGGCAAUGCAUAAGCCUGAGUAGUGUAGUACAUAUUUAUAACAGGCUGCAUAUGAGCAUUAAAUAUUUGAAUAUUAUUUGAAUAGUUAAAAAAAAAUAACAAAUGAAAUUUGAAUGGUGUUAUAGAGGAAGACUGACAGUUCUACGUCAUGAUACAGGGGUGCUGGUUUGACUUGUAUUGCGAUUUUAAUGUAUUGCAAUUCUAGAAGUAGUGCGAUUCCAUAGUUUUGAGUAUUGCAAUUUUCUUCUCCUUUUUUGUUUUAUAAAAAGAAUGCACAUAACAUGUCAGUCAGUCUGACAUGUAUUUAAUUUAUAAAGAAGUACUUAACAUGUAUUUUUUGCCUUUUCUGCUUUCCGGCUGUUUUGCUGGAAACGGAUAUGAUUUAGUCGGCGUAUAAACAGAAAACAUUUAGGGGAAUCGUUGGAAAAAAAUUUAUGAAAAAUAUGGAUUCUGGGGAAAAUAAUUGAUUAUAAAAAUCGUUGCAAAAAAAUCACAAUGCAUACGAUUUUCCAUUUUGUUUCCCAGUCCUCAUUGCUUAUAUGAUAAAAUCUUAGGCCUCAUAACCA